UGGCGGCUGCGCAGCGCGAACGGCUCCGUGGCGCUGCGGGGCGACGUGCCGGGCUGCGUCCACAGCGCCCUGCGCCGCGCCGGCCUCAUCCAGGAUCCAUACUAUAGAUUUAAUGAUGUGAUGUACAGAUGGAUCUCGCUGGAUAACUGGACUUACAGCAGGACAUUCAAAACUCCUUUUGAUGUCAGAAAGUGGCAAAAAGUGAAUUUGGUUUUUGAGGGAGUGGAUACAGUAGCAGAAAUACUGAUCAACAAUAUCACUAUUGGCAGAACAGACAACAUGUUCAACAGAUAUAGCUUUGAUAUUACCCGCAUUAUUAAGGAGGUCAAUUUUGUUGAAGUCCGUUUCUUAUCAGCCAUUUCAUACGCAGCAGAGCAGAGCAGAUGCCACAAGGGAUACAGAGUCCCCCCGGCGUGCCCUCCACCUGUGCAGAAAGGAGAGUGCCACGCUAAUUUCAUCAGAAAGGAGCAAUGUUCCUUUAGCUGGGACUGGGGCCCUUCUUUUCCCACUCAAGGAAUUUGGAAAGACGUUAGGAUCGAGGCCUAUAACCAUUACCACUUGAUUUACUUCACUUUGACUCCCUUCUUUGAUAAGAGUGCUCAGCAGUGGAGUCUUCAGAUUGAGUCUAUAUUUGAUGUAGUCAGUUCCAAGCAGAUUUCGGGUCUUGUGACAGUGAGCAUCCCCAAACUGCAAACGCAGCAAACGUUCAGUGUGAAGCUUCAGCCUGGAGAAGGCAGCAUUGUGCUGCUUGUAAACAUCAACAAGAGUGCUACAGUGGAGACGUGGUGGCCAAAUGGACAUGGAAAACAAAUUGGUUACUACGUGGCAACCGUUUUCACCAUGGAGGCAGGACACAAGGUUGAGAAAUUUUCCAAGGCUUAUUUUCGGACAAUAGAACUUAUUCAGGAGCCUAUUUCUGGGUCACCGGGUCUCAGUUUCUACUUCAGAAUCAAUGGCCGACCCAUUUUCAUGAAGGGCUCAAACUGGAUACCAGCAGAUUCAUUCCAGGACAGAGUAACCUCUGACAUAUAUCGGCUACUCUUGAAGUCUGCAGCAGAUGCUAACAUGAAUGUCCUGCGGGUCUGGGGAGGAGGAGUUUAUGAACAAGAUGAAUUUUAUGAUAUUUGUGAUGAACUUGGAAUAAUGAUUUGGCAGGACUUUAUGUUUGCAUGUGCGCUGUAUCCAACUGAUCAGAAUUACUUGGAAUCGGUGAGAGCAGAAGUUACUCAUCAGGUAAGGCGUUUGAAAUCCCAUCCAUCAAUUAUUUUGUGGAGCGGCAACAAUGAAAACGAAGCGGCAAUUGCUGGCAAUUGGUUUUCCAUACCUCAUGCUGACAGAGAAGUCUAUAUCAGAGAUUAUGUGAUGCUUUAUGUGAAGAACAUCCAGGAAAUUGUUCUUUCUGAAGAUAAGAGCCGUCCUUUUAUUGUAUCCAGUCCCACAAAUGGUUUGGAAUCAGCUAAAGAAGGUUGGAUCUCCCAAAAUCCUUAUGAUACCCACUACGGUGACACUCACUUCUAUGACUAUGAGAGUGACUGCUGGGACUGGACGCAUUAUCCUAAAACUCGUUUUGCUUCAGAAUAUGGAUUUCAAUCCUGGCCUUCUUUCAGUACCCUGGAAAAGGUUUCUUCUGCAGAGGAUUGGUCCUACACAAGCAAUUUUUCUCUCCAUCGACAGCACCAUAAAAACGGCAAUGAUGAAAUGAUUCAACAGAUUGAGCAUCAUUUCAAGCUUCCCCAGAGCACAGAUCCUGUUAAAAAGUUCAAAGAUAUGAUUUAUCUCACUCAGGUGAUGCAGGCACAAUGUGUAAAGGCAGAAACUGAAUUCUAUCGCUUCAGCCGAAGUGAAAUAAUCAAGGGAGAAGGACACACAAUGGGUGCACUGUAUUGGCAGCUCAACGAUAUCUGGCAGGCACCUUCAUGGGCCUCUUUGGAGUAUGGUGGUAAGUGGAAACUGCUCCAUUACUUUGCCCAGAACUUCUUUGCACCCUUGUUGCCCGUGGCUUAUGAGGAUGGAGGUGUCUUGUUCAUUUAUGGGGUCUCAGAUCUUCACACGGACCAUCAGCUGACACUCAGGGUCAGCGUGCACGCGUGGAGUUCCUUGGAGCCGCUGUGCACCCUCAUUGAGAACAACGUGACCGUGAAAGCCCAGAGCGCUCGCCCCMUCUACAAGGAGCCCGUAAGCGACCUGCUGCGGAGAUGCGGGAACUGCACCAGGACAGGCUGUGUUGUCACCUUUGACCUCGUGGGACAAGGGGGGCUCCGCAGUCCCACGAACUACCACUUCCUGUCGUCACUAAAGGAUGCUGUGGGAUUGGAAAGGACUCAGCUUAGUGCUAGCAUAUCCCAACAAGACAGCGUUUAUAUAUUGGAUCUUCAGACCACUGCAGUUGCACCUUUUGUUUCUCUGGAUGUGGGGAGUAUAAAAGGCAGGUUUAACGAGAACGGGUUUCUCAUGACUGAGAAGAGGAAAGUGGUCGUGUUCCAGCCUUGGGAGCCCACCACUGUUGAACAGCUACAACAAUCUCUGAGCUUGACCUCUCUGACAGACGUCAUCUGAGGACGUCUCCAUGCCUUCUAGAUGAGGAGUGAAGUAGUUGCAUUCUUCUGCAUUUUCCCUCUUCUUAAAAGCUGGUGUGAUGAAAGACAUGAGCUGACUGGAGAAUGUAUUGCCCAUUCCUGUCAUGUGUGGAUUUUAAUUGCUCUUUCAAUGUAAAGAUACCAACAACAAAGCUUACCUAUGUUAUAUGUGAUGCAUUUAAAGUAAAGCUUUCUUAGGUAACUGGAAAAAUAUAUCCCAGAUAAAAAUUGGGAGGGAUGGGUUGGUGUAAGAGAGCUAGUGUGAGUCUUCCAGUUCACUAUGGAUUUGUCUGAUUAUGGGGUGGUGCAUUCAUCCUGAGYGAGGCUGCACAAAUGUGCAUCCCCCAGACCACUGGUUUGAGCUGUUUGCAGAUCCCAGUCCUGCUUCCCUCCUGUCUGCAGCUGCUUUUCCAUGAAGGUGUCCCAGCUGCCUCCUGCAGGGCAGGUACUCCAAGAAGACCCAAACCUGGACUGCCCACUCAGGUAUCAGGCAGAUCCUUUCUACUUUCUACACAGGGAAGGAGUAUGAGACUUGCUUUGUUGCUUCAUGCAACAUGGAGCAAAAGCCUUUGAGAGCUCUGUGUUUCCUCACUGCUCCCACACAGCUGCAGCCCCAAGCCCAUGGGGCUGCUGAAAUGCUUAGCUGUGAGCGUUGAGGGUCUGGCCCUCAGGAAGGCAGUGGCUGGAAGUGCAGGUGAGUGAGCCUGCCCCUGUCAGGCUGUUGAAAUUCAGACUUGUUUUCAGUCUGUUUUGAAACAUGCCUGGUGUCUUGCUCAGGUCCCACAGGGAACGUGUUGCAGUUUGCAGGAGAGCACAGGGAGGAGCCAGCACCUUACGCAGGAGCUGCUGGAACUGACUGUGCUGCUGUUGCCCGUGUCGCUGGAGUGCCCAUGCGGAGAGUGGCCCCUCUGGAGCUGCGCUGUGGUUCCUGGGGCCUGAGGUGAGCUCAGAGCUGCGCUUCAUCAAAGCUCCAGCUUGGGUCACGAAAGCGGCCGCAGGGGAGCGACAGCAGCCAGACCCUGCUGUGUGUGGCAUCGUGGAGCCCAGGCCCUGCUCUGCAGUCUCGGGGAAAAGUGUUGAAUGGUUUCAGCUAGCCAGAAGAUGUGAUCUGCUGCCCUGCUGUCUGCUGUUGCCUGCUGACAGAGCUGGUCGGGCUGGAUGGGAUGAGAAACACAGUGCUCUGUUGGAGGUGGCGCUGUCACCGCACUCCAGCAUCAGGACAUGGCCCAGCAAAAGUGUAAAUGAGGAAGUCCUGCUACAACAAAGCAUUUCUGGAAGCAGUAAGCAGCUCUGCAGCGUGUGUGUGAAAAACUGGAAAAUCUAGUGGCAGUCCAAGAAAGCAAGAAUAGAUAUUUUUCUMUUCUCUCCAUAUAUACAAUACAUGAUAUUAUAUAUUUGUCCAAAAAAUAUCUAUGUAAUAUAUAUCCAUAAUAUCCAUCUAAUCUAACUAAUAUAUAUCCAUACAUAUAUAAUAUUUCUCCAAGAAAGCUUGUAUCCUGCUGUCUGUCUUACCUGUCUGUCCUUUUGAGGAGAAGGGUGGUGAUGGAGAGGGAAGAGCUUCUGUAGCGCUGUCCUCCCGGGGCAAGUGGCACUGAGAGACAGGUAGCGCUUCCUGAAUGACUUGAAUGGCUUCAGUGUGGCCCAUCUGCCUCAGAGCAGCCAGCAGCUCCUGGAUGGUGCCACCGGACACCUACGGGAGAAGACGACACAAGAUGUCACCACAGUUGAGGUGUUGUCAUGUCCCUGUGUACCGCUGCUGUCUGCACUCUACAGGUGGAACCAUCAAAAGCAGAGUUUGAAGGACCAAGGAAAGAAGGRCCCUUACAUAUAAGCUGGCAUUGAGUCUUCCUCUUGGCUCAGGCAGAGCAUGUGGGAUGAAGUAAGGGGGUGYUGCUGCUCAUUAGUAUCAGAGAAAGUUAUUCAGUGUUAGUUACAGGCCAAGCAUACCCUCUGAGCAAUGGGUGGAUUGGCUUUCUAUUUUAAAAAUGAAAAAACAAGUAUAAUGACCUAAACAAAGAACUGGAAAAUGUUGCAAURAACACUCAAAACUUCAUGUUGCUACAGUGGAAUGAAACAGGAGAUGCUAGGAAGCUCAUAAGUCACUGAUGUUUUUCUUUGUCUUUAUGGUAUUCUAACAAUUCUCAAGUGUAAGGUCAUCUCUGCUUCUUUAGAUACAAGAAAUUUUAAUAAAUAAGUCUCAAUAUUUUCUUUAAGUGCUUGGGAGAUUUUUUGCCUGAUGCAAUGUUUCAUAUCCAUUAGAUGGUGCUAAAGAGAAGCACAGCCUCGUGGAAGUGGGACUUCUGACUAGAAAUAAACCUUCAUGCUUUUAACACCUGCUUUCUUCUGUGUUAAGUAAGCUCACUGGGACCUUCCUUUCUAUGCACAACCUUCCACUCUGAAUUUACACUGUAAAAUCCCACUGCCAGGUAAUCCAUAUUUUCAUACCUGC
Messenger RNA from Nothoprocta perdicaria, 5025 nucleotides. RefSeq names its product mannosidase beta (gene MANBA). The transcript has 21 exons. Gene Ontology annotation, molecular function: beta-mannosidase activity. The record is from RefSeq and is a predicted model, not a curated record. Gene Ontology annotation, biological process: carbohydrate metabolic process; glycoprotein catabolic process. NCBI's taxonomy places the organism in Eukaryota, Metazoa, Chordata, Aves, Tinamiformes, Tinamidae. Bases 121 to 2556 code for a protein of 811 amino acids.